CUGGUCUAAUGAUGGAAGGAAAAUACAACAAAAGCCCAAGACAACAUUGAGUAAGAUAGGGUUUUCUGAGCAACUAAGCUGUUUGCUUUGGAAACAGCUUUCAAACAUAGUUGUUGAGUUUGCCUCUCAUGGUUUCUGCAGUUAUGGCGCCUCUCAUAGGGUUUUUCCUGUUCUCCUUGCUUGCCAUAGGACUACAGGAUGCAGAUGCUGUCUAUCCAGCCUGGAUGGGUAAAGAGCAAAUUAAUGUUCAAGAGUAUAAUGCCCAAGUGCCCCAGGCUCCCCACCACCAGCAGCAGCUGCCUCAGCAGCAAGUGUACCAGCCCCAGGUCCCCGUGCAGCAGCCUCAGCAGCAAGUGUACCAGCCUCAGGUCCCCGUGAAGCAGCCUCAGCAGCAAGUGUACCAGCCCCAGGUCCCUGAGAAGCAGCCAGUGACACAUCCUAGGAAACUUCACCUGACCCAGGGUUCAACAAGGCAGCAACAGGUCUCUCAGCAGUCUGAUUUGAAAAAGCCAAGCUACCAAGCAAAGCGUCUCAGCCAUCAAAUCCAGCCGCCCAGCAAACCUCAGUACCUGCAGCGCUUCAAAUCUAGGAAGGCUAAACAGGCGCCAAAGCAGUGAAGAAACAACCAUUUAAAUAAAAGUUUCUGAAGUGA
This is a messenger RNA of Oryzias melastigma (Indian medaka), 652 nucleotides long. Its product is annotated as alpha/beta-gliadin MM1. The record is from RefSeq and is a predicted model, not a curated record. The transcript has 6 exons. Bases 129 to 617 code for a protein of 162 amino acids. Lineage: Eukaryota; Metazoa; Chordata; Actinopteri; Beloniformes; Adrianichthyidae.